This is a messenger RNA of Phytomonas sp. Hart1, 210 nucleotides long. Lineage: Eukaryota; Euglenozoa; Kinetoplastea; Trypanosomatida; Trypanosomatidae. The record is from the annotation of a GenBank genome assembly.
AUGACCACACAUAAUGAGCUGCAUAAGAUGCACGGUAUGUUGAUAAAGCCCUUUCACGCUCCCGAGGGAGUUUGCUUCCCCUCGGAUAGUCUUGGAGCUAAACAUCUCCUUCUCUGCCAGCGUCAGAGUGAGAAAUCGUUGUAUUUGGAGGUGAACGCGAUCUUCGCGGAGUUUGCUGGAUAUUUCCAUCGCUUCGUUUAUGAGAACUAG